GCGUAAUAUGUUAUGGUUUUAGCGAGCAACAUGUCUGCCUCCAUGGUGCGGGCGACCGUCCGAGCGGUCAGCAAAAGAAAGAUACUGCCAACUAGAGCCGCACUGACUCUAACACCUUCAGCUGUGAACAAGAUCAGGUUGUUGUUGCAGGACAAGCCACAAUAUAUUGGUCUGAAAGUUGGAGUGAGAACACGUGGCUGUAAUGGGUUGACUUACACACUGGACUACACCAAGGAGAAGGACAAAUCUGAUGAGGAAGUGAUGCAGGAUGGUGUGAGGGUGUUCAUAGAGAAGAAGGCCCAGCUGACCCUGCUAGGAACAGAGAUGGACUUCGUGGAGUCGAAGUUGUCCUCUGAAUUUGUCUUCAACAAUCCCAACAUUAAGGGCACGUGUGGCUGCGGGGAGAGCUUCAACAUGUGAUGGUUUGCAUCAGCCUCCAUCCUACUGCUCCCGCCCCCAAACCCUGACAAACUAAGUGACUGCGAGUGUUAAUGAGGGAUUUGGACACGAGGACCCGCGGUCGUGCCUGAGCUUCUACCACAGCUCUUCCUGCCAAACACUCACCACUCACACAAACCGCCAGUCGUUAUAAGGCCACAUACGCACAUCCAUCGUUAGAGGAAGUUUUCAAUCCAGUCUGGUAACCAGCGUCACCUUGGCAACACUGAUUUUAGGUUCAGAUACCUCUAAUGUCUUCACCUGCUCUUUUUAAUUCUCUGCUCUACAUCUGCAGACCUCCCUUGGACCUCAGAAAGGACCACGUUGCAGUGUUUCUGAUGUAGUCAUUAGCUCUAAUUUUACAUGUACGCACAUUAUAUUUAGAAAUUCAAUCAAGUCACACCAUGGUUUAUUUUCAGAAGGAAAUGGUUCAGCAUAACCCUAAACCUAACCCUCAAUCACUGUAAAACAGUGUCACCAUGUCCAACAGCCUGCAAAGGGGAAGAGUCAGAGUGUCUUGGACUGCUUUACCAGUGUGUAUAGUCUUUGAACAGAAGUUAAAAGUAUAUAUUUAUCCUAUGUGUAAAUAUUAAGAAUGUACAUUCACCCUUGAACCACGCAAACGCACAAAAACACGCACAAUAACAUGUAACCCUCAUAAGUAGAGUACAUGAGGUGUUGUUGGUUUCUUUUUGCUUGAUCAAAACCAGAAUUUAUGUUUAUAUAGACUGUGUGCUCUUAUGAUUUUUGACCUGUGCAAUAUGUCUAUGUACAUAUAAUAUAAUAAAUAAAAUAUGAAGUCAUUUCAA
Molecule: messenger RNA, 1247 nt
Organism: Sphaeramia orbicularis (orbiculate cardinalfish)
Lineage: Eukaryota; Metazoa; Chordata; Actinopteri; Kurtiformes; Apogonidae
Gene: isca1
Product: iron-sulfur cluster assembly 1
Exons: 4
Coding region: 13-420 (135 amino acids)
Biological process (GO): iron-sulfur cluster assembly
Cellular component (GO): mitochondrion; cytoplasm
Molecular function (GO): 2 iron, 2 sulfur cluster binding
Source: RefSeq, a predicted model, not a curated record